Messenger RNA from Bufo bufo (common toad), 1996 nucleotides. RefSeq names its product solute carrier family 13 member 4 (gene SLC13A4). Bases 1 to 1770 code for a protein of 589 amino acids. The transcript is spliced from 14 exons. Gene Ontology annotation, molecular function: transmembrane transporter activity. Gene Ontology annotation, cellular component: membrane. NCBI's taxonomy places the organism in Eukaryota, Metazoa, Chordata, Amphibia, Anura, Bufonidae. Gene Ontology annotation, biological process: monoatomic anion transmembrane transport. The record is from RefSeq and is a predicted model, not a curated record.
AUGGCAGCAGUGUGGACCCAAGUUAUGCGAUCCAAGAACCUGGUCCUGAUCAUCUCCAUCCCCCUGCUGCUGCUCCCCCUCCCCCUGCUGCACCCCAGCAGUGAAUCUUCCUGUGCUUACGUCCUCAUAGUGACUGCUGUGUACUGGGUGUCGGAGGCUGUUCCCCUUGGAGCUGCUGCCUUGGUCCCUGCUUUCCUCUUUCCACUUUUUGGCGUGUUGAAGUCUAGUGAGGUGGCUGCAGAAUAUUUUAAGAACACAACACUUCUACUCAUGGGGGUCAUCUGCUUGGCAGCUUCAGUGGAGAAAUGGAAUCUUCAUAGGAGAAUAGCCUUAAGGAUGGUCAUGUUGUCUGGAGCAAAGCCAGGAAUGCUCCUAAUGUGCUUCAUGUGCUGCACUGCUUUGCUCUCCAUGUGGCUCUCAAAUACAUCAUCCACUGCCAUGGUGAUGCCUAUUGCUGAUGCAGUUCUGCAGCAGCUGACAAGCGCUGAUGAGGAGCAUGAGGGGAUGCAGAAUCUCAAUGGCGUUCAUAUGAUAGCCAACCCUAUGAGAAUUGUGAAGCCCCCUACUAAUGGCCAGUCUCUUCCUCAGACCCAGAUUCUGGUUCUUCCUUCUACUGAGUCGAAAGAUCCAAAGUUACAAGGAAAAUACAGAUCUAAACAUGACCAUAUGGUCUGCAAAUGUCUGUCACUAAGCAUCUCCUAUGCAGCAACCAUCGGGGGCAUCACCACAAUUAUUGGAACUUCCACCAGCCUCAUCUUUCUGGAGCACUUCAAGAAUCGGUACCCAGAUGCUGAGGUGGUGAACUUUGGUACCUGGUUUGUGUUCAGUUUACCCAUUACGAUCAUUGUUCUGUUUUUGACCUGGGUCUGGCUACACUGGUUGUUUCUCGGCUCCAAUUUUAGGGAAACCUGCUCCCUCAGUAAGAAGAAGAAGACCAGACAGGAGGAGUUGUCAGAGCGACGUAUCCAGGAGGAAUAUGAGAAGUUGGGGAAAAUGAGUUACCCAGAAAAGGUCACUGUCGUCUUCUUCAUCUUGAUGACCCUGCUCUGGUUUACACGGGAACCUGGGUUUGUUCCUGGCUGGGAAUCUCUCUUUGAAAAGAAUGGUUUUAGGACAGACGCUACGGUGUCAGUGUUCCUGGGAUUCCUGUUGUUCCUGAUUCCAUCUAAGAGACCCCAAUUCACCUGCUUUGGAAAAGAGGAGUCAGGUGAGGACUUUCAGAUGCAGGAAGCUCUGAGCCCCAUGUUGACUUGGCAGGAAUUCCAGAAGCAUAUGCCCUGGGAGAUUGUGGUGCUGGUUGGAGGGGGUUAUGCCCUCGCUGCUGGGUGUAAGACCUCCGGUCUCUCCACUUGGAUUGGUCGUCAGAUGGAAUGUCUGAGCAGCCUCCCCUCCUGGGCCGUCAGCCUCCUGGCUUGUAUUCUGGUCUCUGCCGUUACAGAAUUUGUCAGUAAUCCAGCUACCAUUACUAUAUUCUUGCCAAUCCUAUGCAGCCUGUCUGAAGCUCUUCACAUUAACCCUUUAUACACACUGAUUCCGGUCGCCAUGUGCAUCUCAUUUGCUGUGAUGUUACCAGUGGGGAACCCACCAAAUGCCAUUGUAUAUAACUAUGGACACUGCCAGAUCAAAGAUAUGGUGAAAGCUGGUCUUGGAGUAAAUAUAAUCGGUGUGGGCAUCAUCAUGGUUGCCAUUAACACGUGGGGCAUCAGCCUCUUCCAGCUGAACACAUUUCCAGACUGGGCAAUGGUUCACAACUCCACUCAGCACCUGUGAAUGUAGCCAAGGACCAAAAGGAGAGGGACACUCUGAUCUUGUCCUUCAGACAGAGUCUGGCGGGCGCAGGAACACGUGCGCAGGAGAUCAAGCUGCACACCAAAGGACAUUACCAGCACUCAGAAUCCAUUCUUUUACUUGAAUACAAGGGGCACUCUCUUUGGACAACCUCUUCCCAUAUGUCAUAUUACAUACAUAUGACAGUAAUAGAGACAGGGGUCUUGAU